Molecule: messenger RNA, 1726 nt
Organism: Vicia villosa (hairy vetch)
Lineage: Eukaryota; Viridiplantae; Streptophyta; Magnoliopsida; Fabales; Fabaceae
Exons: 7
Coding region: 236-643 (135 amino acids)
Source: RefSeq, a predicted model, not a curated record
CUCAAACCCUAAAAUGUCUGUACAAACCCUUUCUCAUUGGUCUGAAUAAUUACUUCUUUCUAAAUUACUCGGUGCAUUAUCCCCACCCUUUCUUCAAACACUUCUCUCUUUCUCUCCCCCUUUCUCCGUUAUUCAAACCCUAGCUCCGCCUCCACCCCCUAUUCGCGGCCACCAGCACAUCCAAUGAAAAAAUUGAUGCCAAAUCCGUAUUCCUCAUCUGAUUUUUUGCGGCCACAUGGAGAAAGUGCUUAGGGUUAAUAGUAUGCUAGAGAAAAACCAGUUUGUUGUACCAGUGCCAUCUUCUACUCUGAAGAAGAGCUCGAAAAACCGAAAAGUUAUGCCUAAAAAUGUAGGCAUUAAUCAAGAUAGUCAUAAGGAUGGUUUCGUGGUAGAUUCUGACGUGUUUGAUAUGUGGGGUGAUAAAGAUGAGGAUAACAAGAAGGUGAAAAAGUCAUUUAAAAUGAAAGCAAUGCUCAAUUCACUAUGUCGAAUUCGCGACAUUAGAACUGGCGCACUUGAAAAGCUUUUGAAAGAACACAGUGGGAGGUAUGCUACUGGAGACGAAGUUGUAGUGUUGACACAUAUACGAAAAGUUUCCAUUUCAUUGAUACACUCUGUUUCCACCGUCGUUACCAUCGUAUAAUUCCGAUCAUGUUUCGCCUCUGUUUAACACUCUGCAACUGCAAGAAAAAUAUCUAUUGAGGACUGGUGGAUUGGAUGGAAAGUGUACAUAUAUCUGGGCUAUUAUCAUUGGCUUCUUUGUUUAAUCACAUUUCGUAUGACUAAGGGAAUAAAAGACAACGAAUCUGACUCUGUCCAAAAUAUGCCUAACAUGUCGGUUAGUGCCGAAUCAAUAACCAAGGAGGUAUCUCGUCUCCCAUCACCUGCUCCUAGAUUAACAGAGGAAGAACAUGUCUCAUCUACCUUGAAAUGCCUUUGUGAUCUUGAAGAGCUUCUGAAUGCCGCUGUUUAUCGUGUAUAGAUGCAUUGGAAGCUGAAUUGAUCACUACAAAGAAGGCAUAAUGCUUCUGUCGUUCUAAGUUGUUAGCAUAUGUCCCAUUUUGAGCAAUUGCCAAGCCACUGCAGAAAGGUUUGUAUUAAAUAUGUCACAUUUCACCUCCUGUGACUAUGCCAAAUGUGAUGCCGAUUGAUCCCGAGGUAAAUUGCAAGAAACAUGUAUUGUUAGGUUGUGGUUAGUCUUGAUCAUCAAGAUGUUCCAAAACAAUGCUCUUAGAAUUAUUAACCCAGAUAUCAGUAUACAACCACAGAAGAUUUGGCCAACGGAUGGAAGUGCUUCUCUUGCACCUGAUGAGCCACCCCAGUUUCCAAUUUGCAAACAUGAAAUAUCUCACACCAAAAUGGUUCCUCUCCAUGGCAGAUGCCAGACCUAAAUUCAUCGCGACCAUGAUGGAAAAACUAAGUUUCAAGAUGUUUCUAUACCAGCAAGACCAUCUGCUUCAGGAAUUCAGUCGCUGUUUGCAAUGGCAACAUUGUCUCAAAAUGGUUCCUCUCUAUGGCAGAGGCUAGACCUAAAUUCAUCGUGACCGUGACGGAAAAACUAAGUUUCAAGAUGUUUCUAUACCAGCAAGACUAUCUGCUUCAGGAAUUCAGUUGUUGUAAGCAUAAGAAUGGGACUUAUUAAAUUGUUGUAUCAUGUAUGUUAGUGGGUUAAAUAACUUAUGCUCUUAAGGCACUUAGUUAUUAUAUAAUAUUUGAGCUGGAUGUA